This is a messenger RNA of Opisthorchis viverrini, 3534 nucleotides long. RefSeq lists its product as hypothetical. Lineage: Eukaryota; Metazoa; Platyhelminthes; Trematoda; Opisthorchiida; Opisthorchiidae. The record is from RefSeq and is a predicted model, not a curated record. The transcript has 8 exons. Bases 244 to 2763 code for a protein of 839 amino acids.
CGAGGUUCACAGUGGUCCCACUGGGGCAGCUCUCCAAUCGCGCAUAAGGGACGUGGGUGCAACAUAAUGCCACCGUCGAUGACGUGUGCUUGGAAGAGAUGCUACAGAAUGCUAUUUUCUCUUCAGAAGACUGGGUUCACCAAAGAACAAUCGUAAGUGCUCCUCGUAUACCUACAAUUUUUAGCCUGCGCGCCUUGGCAUCUACAGGUUUUCACUCCGUCCGGCUGGCUGCUUUCUGGUAAGAUGCUAUCAAUUUGUACAUCUUGCAGGCUGUGCUCUCACUUCGAUGACCCGAUUUUAUCCGCAGAUUUCCUACAGGAUUUCUUCGUUCUUCUAUGCACGAGCGAUGAGUUGGCUGAUCAAGUCACAGAGUUCCGUUCUGCGUCAGCCCAGAUUUUUGGGAAAGCCUCUCUUCUUGACACACUUCCGCAUGUUAUGCUGCUACGUUUUGAUGUAUGUUGCACGCCAAUUUUAUCAGUUACCUUGCAGGCUCCUUGCUCUGCUGUGCCUGAGGUUCAUCGAGUAUUUCAGAACGCAUCCAACGCAGUUCGGAGUUGCCUUCUGGACGCAUCACUUUCAUUGGAAUUCUGUGCAACAACGGACCCGUGUUUCAUUGGUUACAAGCUGGUGGAUAGGUGCAACAACUCAGCACUGUGCGAUUUGUCUGGAAGGCUGCUAACAGCUCUAAACCAACUCAAUCCAAAUUUCCACAUCCGGCCUGAACUUGCGGAUAAAGUUAGCUACCGUCUGGUGCUCGCACAGGAUUUCUCCCCUGACCAGCUCCCCGGACUGACCGAGUUGCACGACGCGUGUUUUAAAAAGCCUCUGAAUGACAUUCAUAUCGGUUGGUCGAUUCGUCUGUAUUCACGUGAUCCGCGCCUUCGCUCACCAGAUUCCGAGAUCUAUGAAAUGUUAACCUCGGUUGAUGGAGACUGUUGCUCACAAAUCUUGGAUCUUGGCAGCCCGUCGGAAUCAAUGGCCGUCGACUCGGGAUCAUAUCAGCUUCCAAGGCCUGGGGAUAGUCCGGAUGGCGCAGUAGGCCCUUACGUUUCCAUGUCUAGCUCCAUGACACCCAUAACUAGUCAGCUGGCGUCUGCAACCACCCGGUGUAAUGGAUUUUCUGUCGGUGGUACAUAUCAACAACAGCAGAGGCAUCUUAACCUUCAGCAGCAAAACUGUAGGUCACCCAGCCCUAACAAACGUCGAAAUCCAUCAAAAUCCGUUUUCCUGACCCAUCAGCCUGGUGAUCGAGUUCUCUUGUUGAGUUCCUGCUCCCUUCCAGGGCGUCAGGGUUGCCCUGUUGGACUAAAUUUGGACACAGGCUUGACAGGAAUAUUUGUUCUACAGGCUGGACGACGCGUUCCGCAGUACCACACUUGGGCUUUGCAUGGAUCUAUACCGAUCGACUCAGUUUUCCAGUUUUCCACCGAAAAGUUUACAAACGGUCCACGUAGCAAACAGCCGUCUGGCACAUGUACCGGUGAACUUGGCUAUGAUCACGAGCCAGUCUGGGUCUCGUGUGCCCGAUCCCGCCAACCUAGCGAGCACUCGACUGUCAGUACUCCGGCAAUCAAGUCAAGCAGCAAGGACUCCAACAGUCCACCCCCUGUGGUCGUGCCGAGCAGGCAUUGCUUCGCCGCAUCCGCCACGAACUCGUCGAAUUCGGUGAGCUCGUCCAAUAACUUGGCGUCUUCCCCUUCGUCAUUUUUGGAAUCCUCGAUAUCGGGUGACAAAGAUACACGAACUCCCACCUACUGGGUUCCUUCUCUUCUGUCGACUUCCAAUCCGUUCACCUUCUCUCCUGCACGCCCUCCGUCUUCACUCUCUGAUCGAUCCAGCGGCGACUGGGCAACCACAGGUCAGGCAGUACCCUGCAGUCCUUCCAUCAGUCCUACACAUGGAGGAGCUAAGACGCGUUUUGGUUACUUUCGUAGCCUGCGCACCAAACCGCGUCAGCUUUUUGUCAUGCGACAUGCAGAACGUGUUGAUGCGUGUUUCGGUCGUAGUUGGAUGACACGCUGUUUCGACAGAAAAGGUAUCUAUCAUCGCGUCAACCUGAACCUACCCCCGUGGUUGCCUCCUCGUGCGGACAUUAUGGACUAUGUUUGGGAUUCACCUGUGACCCAAAUAGGCCUGUUUGUUGCAGCCGAAACCGGACGCAGUCUUGCGGAAGCAGGCAUCCAAUUCACCGUGUGUUACAGUUCUCCCUCGCUCAGAUGUGUGCAGACCGCCUGCGAGCUUUUGCGAGCAAUGGGAAGGACUGACUUGCUGAUCCGUAUCGAACCACAUCUAUUCGAAUGGUUUGGUUGGUACAACUGCGUCCCACGAAUGAUGAGUCCACAGGACCUCCGGGCUUGUGGCUACCAAGUCGAUGUGAACUACGAGCCGCUGUCCUCAACGAAAGACUUCGAUCCCGGUGAAACAAUAUCCAACUAUUAUGACCGAUCGGGUGGGCUGACCAAGCGACUUUUGGCUGUGCACAAAUCAAAAGAUACUUGCAUGCUUAUUGUAGCCCAUGCAUCUUCCUUGGAUACGUGUACUCACGAGCUAGUUCGGCGCGGUUUUCGUACCACCAUUUCUCCCGAGGAAUUCCAUCAUCGCACUGCUAGCGUACCGUAUUGUGCUCUCAUCUUGGCUGAGGAGCACCGGCGUUGGACUCUAGUCGAUCCCCCAAUCCCGAACGUGUGUUCAUACACCCCCAAUUCAGAUUUUGACUGGAAACAGCUUAUAGGCACCACCCUUUGUGGAUUUGGUAUUCGGUGACCCCGGUUAUUUUCUUAUAUGUUGGUUCAUUAUCCGACCCGCGGCCUUGCCGCUUCAUCUUGUGCGCCUUACCAAAGCUUCUGUUGUUCCAUUUACCUUGUACUCCUUGACGCUCACAGCCACCACCGCAUUUUGUUCGUUCACGCUUCCUUCAUCCGUCACCCAUCAGCUGACGGUCUCUCACUUCCAUUUUCACCCAUAAUCUUUAUUCGUCGCUCUCCUUCUACCGUCUGAACCGUGCUGCCGCGUCUCGCCCCAACUAACACAACCCGUAGAGCAACCAACAACCCAUUUAUGAUACCGGUUUGAGAUGUCUCCUUUAACCUUCAUAAUUAUCUGUCUAUGUUUAUACCCAUCCAUUCACUUCUGGAGGUGGUUUUCGUUUAUACUCAUCGUCGCCCACCAACCAACACAUCAGAAGUUCAGAUUAUUUAACUUCGUCAACUGGACACUAGGAUAUGUUUUGUUAUGUCUUCCCGCUGUUUUCUCGCUCCUUGUUACGCGUACCGCUUUGGUGCGCAAUUCACCCGCCUGUCUGACUAACGUGGUUUUCGGCACUGCAUUGACUGCUUGUCCUCAGGUUUUUCGGGCCUAUCAUGUAUAUAUCUAGACCGUUUUCAUCACAAUCCUCAUGUGUACUUCCUCGUGCUGCUUGAUUCUUUCCCCCCUCGCAAUCCGUUCUUGUUUCUCCAAUUAUCCGGUCUUUUCGUAUGGAUUUUUCAGUGAUUGUCCGAGUGUGUUGGGCUAUUUUUAUUUUCGAAAAAAUUUUUG